Oppiella nova is the source of this 496-nucleotide messenger RNA. Lineage: Eukaryota; Metazoa; Arthropoda; Arachnida; Sarcoptiformes; Oppiidae. The record is from the annotation of a GenBank genome assembly.
AUGAAUGACAUCAAACAUGUACUCAAUGUAAUGCUAUUAAUAGAGCCAAACACUGGAAGACUAUGGAAACGAAUGGCAGACAAGAAGUCAACCAAAGAGUGCUUCAAAGCCUUUCGCAAAGAUGUCAAAUAUUUCUAUGAUGUCUUGGAGGAGAAGUCAUUCAAUUUGAAUCAAACCCUUAACGACGAAAAGGAUUAUCUGAACGUAACUAUGGGUCACUUCAAGGAAUCGAUGGCCGAAAUGGACGCUCUGUACGAGAGAUGCCAUCCGUUGAAGUUUAGGGACGACUUGUGUCUCAAGGAAUGCGAGUUCUUGAGCUCAAAGUUCGCGAAGAAUGCAUUGACUGUAUUCCAGUUGAUGCUUGUGGUCGAGAGGUAUGAAUCACACAAAGAUAAUCCUAAGACAUUGGAUCAGAAAGAAGAAGUCAUACUCUGAUUGUUAUUUGAUUACAAAUACUUUAUUAAAAUUAAAUUUAAAUUAAAUGUUUGAGCAUUUA